This is a messenger RNA of Phaedon cochleariae (mustard beetle), 1248 nucleotides long. The record is from the annotation of a GenBank genome assembly. Lineage: Eukaryota; Metazoa; Arthropoda; Insecta; Coleoptera; Chrysomelidae.
AUGCAGGAGGAAAACAGCGGGGCCGAGAGACCGAAAAUUGCACCGAAGCCUGUAAUCCCAUCAAAGCCCAGGUUUGUACCUCCUGUGAAACUAGAGAAAAGAAUUAUACAAGAUGAAAACACGUCCACUGGCAAUAUUCCACGUUACCCCAAUAUCAGCGACACCAGACUGCAUAAGGAAUAUCCCAAGCCCCGGGAUUUUAGACAAAUACCCCGAAACGAUAAACAUUUCGGGUAUAAGGAAGUAUACACUUCAGAGAAGAGUAAUUACUUCAGUGAAACUAAACAAAUAGCUAGUGAAAGUUCCAAAUACAGAGAGUAUUCAUCGACGUACAUAGAUGAGAAAUGUGAUAAAUUUAGUACUAACUUAGAUACUUUGAAAAUACUAGAAGGAUUUUCCCCAAAGGCACCUCAAUCUCCCAGCACAGUGUGUUGUAGUAUACUAUCCAAUGCAACAACAGAUUGUUGUGGUGUUAUUAACGUUAACAAAAAGGAAUUGCCUGGUAAGGCUAUAACGAAAAUCGAUUCUUUGGACUCGAAUUCCUCGGAUUCUGGAGGCUUCAAAGACUUUGUACAGCUAGAUAUAUUUAAGAAACCAUCACCAGAUAAAGAUGUAAAAUACGAACUCCACCAGACUCACCAUCAGAGGAAGGCCUCCCAGUCCGACUUUGUCUUGAAAACUGCAUCAUCAGACAACAAUCCACCUAUUCACCAACGCCAAUUAUCCCAUUCGGAAUUCUCAUCCAGCGAAGUAAGGCAGUCUCUUUCGCACAAACAGAACGUUGCAAAUGCACAGGCCUUGGCGCAAUUCUUGCCGCAGACUGAACAAAAGUUACUGCAACACAAGCAGUCGAAAGAACGCAAUCACGAAGAAUUUUUGCAACACGUGGCGAGGUUUAGCGAAAUUCCAGCGCAACCUUCGGAAGAUCCGAAAUUCAAACCACCGAAGCCGGUUUUGAAGCACAGCCAGUUCCAACAGUCAACAAAGAAGCUGGAGGAACUGCUAGCACAGAGGUUGGAGAAAGAUAAGGUUCUGAAGAAGGGUCAGAGCUGCUUGGUGGAAGGAGAGAGUAGCCAGGAUGUUGAGCAUAAGGUGAUGAUCCAGAAGCAGCUGCAACAGAAGUUGCAGGCUGAUUUGCAGCAGACUGUUAAGCAGAUUCAGGAGAUUCAGAGUAUCGAGCUGAGGCUGCCUCAGAAUCGGAAAUGGACCGAGGUUUGUGUUGUGUUAGUAUGGAAUGUACCAUGGUGA